AUGAAACGAGCUCGUGGCGUUCUGCUCCCAUCAGUGCUGCAGCAUUGGUGUGCGUUGGCGCGCAGCUCAAAGAGAGGGGCGCCUCUGCAGUUUGUUGCUGCCGCUAUCAGUGGUCCAUGUGCUCUUCACUGCGUGACACGGUGCCACUACCAUGACUCCUACCACUGCACCUCUUGGGAGACGCGUAGUAGCGGUAAAGACACUUCCUCCGGCUUGUCCUCUUCUUCUUACCCCAACACAGAACAGGCGAUCAAGGCCAUCUCAAACAUGUCAUCGAGCGAUUGUAAGGGUGAGGCGGAGAUGCUGGCGGUCCUCCAGGCGCUGCACAUGGACCUCCCCACCAUCUCCCACGAGGACAAGCACACCGUGGAGGAGGCAAACAAGGAACUGGAUCGAUUUGGUACACCGUGCGUUGGCACCAAGAACAUGUUCCUCAAGAGCAAAAAGGACGAGUUGGUGCUCGUAACAGCGCUGCACAACACCAAGACGAACAUGAAGACGGUGCAAAGCGCAUUAAAUAUCAAGGACCUCCGUUUCGCAUCUGAUGACAUUCUGCGCGAAAACAUGGGUGUUGUGAAGGGAAGUGUCACGCCAUUGGCGCUCGUAAAUGACACGUCAAAGAAAAUCAAAGUGGUCCUGGACAAGGCGCUGAUAGAAAGUCCCAUUCCUGUUGUUCUGCAUCCAUGCCGUAAUGACAAGAGCUCUCUAAUAACGCCAAGGCAGCUACAGGAUUUUUUGACCAAGCUUGAGUACACCUUUGUCGUGGUGGAUUUCGCUGAGGAAGCCGCUUCUGGGCAGCCCGCUCCUACUGAUAACGUGAAGGCGAAAUCGGCACCCCCUAAACAGGGAACAGGGAAAAAGUCGUCUGCGACCGCUGCUGACACCGCUGAUGCCUCAGGUGAAACAAAGUUGGGCAUCAUGGUGAAACGCGAUGAGAACUUCUCGCAGUGGUACACUGAAGUGAUCACCAAGGCGGAGAUGAUUGAGUAUUAUGAUGUCUCAGGUUGCUACAUCAUUCGCCCGUGGGCCUACUUCAUCUGGAGCCGCAUCCAAAAAUUCCUUGGCGGCCGUAUCGAACAAAUGGGCGUCGAAGACUGCUACUUCCCCAUGUUUGUAUCCAAAACAUGCCUAGAACGGGAGAAGGACCACAUUGAAGGUUUUGCGCCAGAAGUUGCGUGGGUAACAAAGGCUGGUGAAAAGGAUCUUGAGGUGCCGGUCGCGAUCCGCCCAACCAGUGAGACUGUCAUGUACCCGUACUAUGCCAAGUGGAUUCGCUCACACCGCGAUCUACCGCUACGACUGAAUAUGUGGAACAACGUUAUCCGUUGGGAAUUCUCACAUCCCACGCCGUUCAUCCGCACCCGCGAGUUCCUCUGGCAGGAGGGGCAUUGUGCGUGGGCUACGGCUGAAGAGUGUGGGCGCGAGGUGCUGGAAGUCCUUGAUAACUAUGCCGCUGUCUACGAACAGCUUCUUGCUGUUCCAGUUGUGAAGGGUAAGAAGACGGAGAAGGAGAAGUUUGCCGGUGGCUACUACACCACGACUGUGGAGACAUAUAUCGCUGCAGUGGGACGUGGCUGCCAGGGCGCGACAAGCCACAACCUUGGUCAGAACUUCGGUAAAAUGUUCGAUAUUAAGUUCCAAGAUCCAGAAAAGAAUGAUGGCUCCACCUUGAUACCGUGGCAGAACUCCUGGGGACUGUCGACCCGAGUUAUUGGUGUCAUGAUAAUGGUGCACGGCGACGAUCGCGGCAUGGUGCUGCCGCCUCCCGUCGCCUCUGUCCAAGUUGUCAUCAUCCCUGUGGGCAUCACGAAGGACACCACCGAACAAGAGCGCGUGGAGUUGCUUGAAAGCUGCAAGACCCUCGAAAAGGAGUUGGUGAGCGGUGGCAUUCGUGCCAAGUCAGACCUGCGUGACAACUACAGCCCGGGGUGGCGUUUCAACCACUGGGAAGUGAAGGGGGUCCCAGUGCGUGUGGAGCUAGGACCGAGAGAGUUGGCGUCGCGGAAGCUUUCCCUUGUGCUGCGGUGCAAUGGAAGCCGCCGCACUGUUACGUGGGAUACUCAGCUGAGCAGCAACUUGUUGGCCCUCAUGGAAGAAAUUCACAACACCAUGCUCUCGAAGGCUAUAAAAGAGCGCCAGGAAAACACGAAACAGUUAACAGAGUGGAAGGACUUCACCCCCGCACUAAACAAGAAGGCCUUGGUGCUGGCGCCGUGGUGCGGCGAGAUGUCCUGCGAGGACCAGGUAAAGAAGGAUACCGCAGAGGAGUCCAAGGCGAUGCAAAGCGAAGAUGUGCGCGAAGACGAACGGGCUCCCAGUAUGGGUGCGAAGACGCUCUGUAUUCCGUUCGACCAGCCUGGGCCCAUCGAGGGCAAGACCUGUAUCUGCAAGAGCUGCGACAGGCCGGCGAAGGAGUGGGUGCUCUUUGGACGCAGUUACUAA
This is a messenger RNA of Trypanosoma grayi, 2442 nucleotides long. RefSeq names its product prolyl-tRNA synthetase. Gene Ontology annotation, molecular function: aminoacyl-tRNA deacylase activity; proline-tRNA ligase activity; ATP binding. The record is from RefSeq and is a predicted model, not a curated record. Bases 1 to 2442 code for a protein of 813 amino acids. The transcript has a single exon. Gene Ontology annotation, biological process: prolyl-tRNA aminoacylation. Lineage: Eukaryota; Euglenozoa; Kinetoplastea; Trypanosomatida; Trypanosomatidae. Gene Ontology annotation, cellular component: cytoplasm; aminoacyl-tRNA synthetase multienzyme complex.